UCUAAUGUUAGUAGCUCCGAACUACAAUAAAUUUCAGCAAGAACCCACCAACAUUCUCAACCCUCCCGUUCUUCUUUCUCUCCUCUCGAUCUCUCAAGAACCAGAGAGAUCAUAGUUAGUUCACUUCAAAUAGAGAAAAGAAAGUAAAGAUUAAUAUAACAUGCACAACAUGAGCACUCUCGUUUUCUUUAUCCUUCUUUCAACGCUACUAAGUGUUUGUUACGGUGGUCGCGACUUAGUAGAUAAAAACCCGUUCACCGAGCAGGCUUACGUGGCACGCUACUGGGACAAACAUGUUGGCAACAACUUGCCAAAGCCAUCGUUUCUUCUCUCCAAAGCCUCUCCAAUGAGCGCUUCCGAUACGGCGUCGUUCGCGAACCUCGCCGCCACCAACUCCCUCUCCACGCGGCUGCCGGAGUUCUGCUCCGCGGCGCACCUCCUCUGCUUCCCGGAGGUCCGGCCCAGCCUCGAGAAACACACCGGAGACUCCGAUUUCCAGACCUACAACGACGGCCAGAACUUCACCAACUACGGCACCGACUUCGCCGGCGGCCUCGACACCUUCAAGAACUACUCCAACGACCUCUUCAGCACUCCGGUGAACGACUUCCGCCGCUACAGCCGCGGCGCCGCCGGCCACGAGGAAAGAUUUUCCGCCUACGCCGGCGACACCAACGUCGCCGACCAGAGCUUCAGCACCUACGGCACCAACGCCGCCGGCGGCUCCGGCGAGUUCAAAAACUACUCCAGCAACUCCAACGUCCCCGACCUACGCUUCACCACCUACUCCGACAGCACCGGCGGGAGAACGCAAUCUUUCUCCAGCUACAGCGAAGACGGCAACGCCGGCGGCCAGACCUUCCAAUCCUACGGAAAGAACUCCGCCGGCGCGGCGAACGGCUUCGCCGCCUACGGCACAGACUCCAACGUCGCCUCUUCAGAUUUCACGAACUACGGAAAGGGAGGUGCGGGCCCCAACGACACGUUCACGAAUUACGGCGUUAACAUGAACAACCCUACGGAGACGUUUCAGAGCUACGCAGACGGAACCGUUGGUGGAACGCAGAGUUUUUCCAACUACAGAGACCAAGCUAACGUAGGUGCUGACUCGUUCCAAUCCUACGCUAAGAACACGUUAGGGUCCGAAGCGGAUUUUAAAAACUACGGGAAUUCGUUCAACCCUGGUUCGGACACUUUCAAAGGCUACGCUAAAGGCGCAGAAGAUAACAAGGUUGGCUUCACAACCUACAGCGCUAACACAAACGCUACCUUUAAAGAUUACGCCAAACACGGCGUUUCCUUUGCUAGUUACAACGUCUCUUCGGAAUCUAAAACAGUCAGUAGCAGUGUGGUAAAAAGGUGGGUUGAACCGGGUAAGUUUUUUCGCGAGACCAUGCUUAAGGAAGGCACUGUUAUGCCCAUGCCCGAUAUAAGGGAUAAGAUGCCAAAAAGGUCGUUUUUGCCCCGCGCUAUUUUAACCAAAUUGCCCUUCUCGUCUGCGAAGGUUGACGAGUUGAAGCGUGUGUUUAAGGUGUCUGAGAACUCAUCAAUGGACAAAAUGAUCAUGGACUCGUUGGGAGAGUGCGAGAGGGAACCCAGCGUGGGUGAGACCAAACGCUGUGUGGGUUCCGUGGAGGACAUGAUUGACUUUUCAACCUCCGUUUUGGGCCGCAAUGUGGCAGUUUGGACCACAGAGAAUGUAAAAGGGUCCAAUAAGAAUGUGAUGGUGGGUCGGGUUAAAGGGAUGAAUGGUGGGAAGGUGACAAAAUCGGUGUCGUGCCACCAGAGCUUGUUCCCUUAUUUGCUUUACUACUGCCACUCCGUUCCUAAGGUUCGGGUCUACGAAGCGGAUCUUUUGGACCCCGAAUCUAAGGCCAAGAUUAACCACGGUGUUGCUAUCUGCCACUUGGACACAACUGCGUGGAGCCCCACCCACGGUGCAUUCUUGGCACUCGGGUCGGGUCCGGGUAGAAUUGAAGUGUGUCACUGGAUCUUCGAGAAUGACUUGACAUGGACUAUUGCUGACUGAUUUAGGAAAUUGGAGUUGGUUUGCGACUCCGGUGGCUAAUGGAAAUUGAAAGCAGGCUCAACCCAGUGUCAAUGGGUUUUUCAUUUAAGUCACUUUUUUUUUUUUAGAAAUAAAUGUUUUCGACUUUUGGAAGUCUUUAUUUAAUAAUUACUGAUAAUGAGCCUGUGUUUGAAAGUGUGAAUUAUGUAUUUAUAUGGCUUUCCCAUUUAGUGGAAGCGAAUGAAUGAAUGCAUCUUGCCAUA
This is a messenger RNA of Glycine soja, 2271 nucleotides long. RefSeq names its product polygalacturonase 1 beta-like protein 3. Bases 161 to 2029 code for a protein of 622 amino acids. NCBI's taxonomy places the organism in Eukaryota, Viridiplantae, Streptophyta, Magnoliopsida, Fabales, Fabaceae. The transcript is spliced from 2 exons. The record is from RefSeq and is a predicted model, not a curated record.